Molecule: messenger RNA, 1377 nt
Organism: Mus caroli (Ryukyu mouse)
Lineage: Eukaryota; Metazoa; Chordata; Mammalia; Rodentia; Muridae
Gene: Idh3g
Product: isocitrate dehydrogenase (NAD(+)) 3 non-catalytic subunit gamma
Biological process (GO): isocitrate metabolic process; tricarboxylic acid cycle
Cellular component (GO): mitochondrion
Molecular function (GO): oxidoreductase activity, acting on the CH-OH group of donors, NAD or NADP as acceptor; NAD binding; magnesium ion binding
Source: RefSeq, a predicted model, not a curated record
CAACCCAUACCCCGGAUUUCUCGCUGUCCCCAACUGUCGCGAGAACGGUGCUUAAUGUUUUGACCUGUAGAGGUCCUCACUUUUCGUCAUGGCGCUGAAGGUGGCGAUAGCUGCUGGCGGUGCUGCAAAGGCAAUGCUCAAGCCAACUCUCCUCUGCCGUCCUUGGGAGGUUCUGGCUGCCCAUGUGGCCCCCCGAAGGAGCAUUUCCUCACAACAAACAAUUCCUCCAUCUGCUAAGUAUGGUGGGCGGCAUACAGUGACUAUGAUCCCAGGGGAUGGCAUCGGCCCAGAGCUCAUGUUGCAUGUUAAGUCUGUAUUCAGGCAUGCAUGUGUGCCAGUGGACUUUGAAGAGGUGCAUGUAAGCUCCAAUGCUGAUGAGGAGGACAUCCGCAAUGCCAUCAUGGCCAUCCGCCGGAACCGUGUGGCCCUCAAGGGCAACAUCGAAACAAAUCAUAACCUGCCACCAUCCCACAAAUCCCGAAACAACAUCCUUCGCACCAGCCUAGACCUCUAUGCCAACGUCAUCCAUUGUAAGAGCCUGCCAGGAGUGGUGACCCGGCACAAGGACAUAGACAUCCUCAUUGUACGGGAAAACACAGAAGGCGAGUACAGCAGCCUGGAGCAUGAGAGCGUAGCAGGAGUGGUGGAGAGCUUGAAGAUUAUCACCAAAGCCAAGUCUCUGCGCAUUGCUGAAUAUGCUUUCAAGCUGGCCCAGGAGAGUGGGCGUAAGAAAGUGACGGCUGUGCACAAGGCCAACAUCAUGAAACUGGGUGAUGGACUCUUCCUCCAGUGCUGCAGAGAAGUAGCAGCCCACUACCCUCAGAUCACCUUUGACAGCAUGAUUGUAGACAACACAACAAUGCAGCUGGUAUCCCGGCCUCAGCAGUUUGAUGUCAUGGUGAUGCCUAAUCUCUAUGGUAACAUUGUCAACAACGUCUGUGCAGGGCUAGUUGGAGGCCCAGGCCUUGUGGCUGGGGCCAACUAUGGCCAUGUGUAUGCAGUAUUCGAGACAGCUACAAGGAACACAGGCAAAAGUAUUGCCAAUAAGAACAUUGCUAACCCGACUGCCACACUGCUAGCAAGUUGCAUGAUGCUAGACCACCUCAAGCUCCACUCCUAUGCCACUUCCAUCCGCAAAGCUGUCUUAGCAUCCAUGGACAAUGAAAAUAUGCAUACCCCAGAUAUUGGAGGCCAGGGCACCACAUCUCAAGCCAUCCAGGACAUCAUUCGUCACAUCCGCAUCAUUAAUGGACGGGCUGUGGAGGCUUAGCUAUCCGUACAGUUUUGCUCAGCCUGUCUUUAGGACUCCCUUCUCACUUUAGCACUCCAGAUAGCUUGGGGGACAGGAUCCAGAAUAAAGCCACUUCUGUUCCAGAA